AUGCCCCCAACUGUCCCUAUUAAUCAUUACGGCGAUCCUAGAAACCAACAAAAUAGAACCGCACGAAGGCCCGGCCAAACAGUACACGCCGUAAAGCGGACCGACCGGCCAGGCCUGAAGUUCAACUACGAGCUUUUUAACUGCAACAACUUUAAUAUACGCUAUUGGAGCUGGAAUUACCGCGGCUGCUGGCACCAGACUUGCCCUCCAAUUGUUCCUCGCUCCCUCUCCGGAAUCGAACCCUUAUUCCCCGUUACCCGUUGCAACCAUGGUAGGCCUCUAUCCUACCAUCGACAGUUGAUAGGGCAGAUAUUUGAAUGA
This is a messenger RNA of Microstroma glucosiphilum, 321 nucleotides long. RefSeq lists its product as hypothetical. The transcript is spliced from 3 exons. NCBI's taxonomy places the organism in Eukaryota, Fungi, Basidiomycota, Exobasidiomycetes, Microstromatales, Microstromataceae. The coding region runs from base 1 to 321 and encodes 106 amino acids. The record is from RefSeq and is a predicted model, not a curated record.